Messenger RNA from Solanum tuberosum (potato), 2145 nucleotides. RefSeq lists its product as uncharacterized. The record is from RefSeq and is a predicted model, not a curated record. Bases 1 to 2145 code for a protein of 714 amino acids. Lineage: Eukaryota; Viridiplantae; Streptophyta; Magnoliopsida; Solanales; Solanaceae. The transcript has 5 exons.
AUGGCACCUGAAAGUAAUUCGACUGAUCUACCUCAAAAUGGAUCCGCAACUUUUAUUUCUCAAACUAGCAGUUCAGUGCAAGGACAAGGUAUUGUUUAUAAUCAUCCUCUGUUUCUUAAUCCUACUGAUGUUAGUGGUAUUAGCUUGAUUUCGUUUCAAUUGCUUGAAUUGUGGGGACAUUGGGAAAGGGUGAACGCAAUUGUGUUGUCCUUGUUGUUGAACUCUGUGUCCAAAAGUUUGUUGAGUGGUCUUGCAUUUGCCUCUAGUGCGUUUGAUGUUUGGACUGAUCUAAGAGAAAGGUUUGAUCGAGUAGAUGGUUCUAGAACCUAUAGUUUGCACAAAGACAUAUCUUCUAUACAGCAGGGUACUGCAUUUGUUUCUGAGUAUUACACAAGGCUUAAAACUCUGUGGGAUGAGUUUGAGAUAUUAGUGCCAACUCCUUGUUGCAAUUGUGAGAUUUCAAAAUUUAUGACUCACAUGAACAGACAGAAGGUAUAUCAGUUUUUAAUGGGAUUGAAUGAAUCCUAUCAACAAGCCAGGAGUCAGAUUCUUAUGCUAGAUCCAUUACCAACAAUUAAUCAUGUGUAUUCUAUGAUAGUUGGAGAUGAAUGUCAAAAGGUUGUGGUAACCUGUACUACUAGUUUGGGAAUGACAUCUAUCAGUUUGGAUUCCUCUGUUGCUAUGUACUCAAAAGCUGGUAGUAGUUCAGGUGUUGGUAGUAGCUCUGGUGUGAAUCAGAAGGUCAAAAGGAAUUCCCUACUAAUAUGUGAUUUUUGCAAGUGUAAAGGUCAUAGCAAAGAGUUUUGCUAUAAAAUAGUGGGUUAUCCUCCUGAUUUUAAAUCCAAAAGGAAGGUACAAGGGGGGUCUAGUCCACAAGCUAGCAGUCCUUCUAGUCAUUAUCUAUCAACCCAUGCCAACUUUACAUAUGGUCUCAAUACAAAUAUUCCUCCACCUGGCUGGGGAAUCUCACUUAACCAACAACAACUUAUGAAUGGUCAUGCUCCUGAAGUGUCAUCUACUAUUACUCCAAAUAGAAUAAGUCAAGCUGAGAGAGAGGUUCAACAGAUGUUACAUGGUUGCACAUUUACAAAAGACCAAUAUGAUCAUAUUUUGAAGAUGGUUCAACAGAAAUCAGAUGUUUCUACUGUUUCUGCUUGCAACACUGCUAGUACUUCAGGUAAAACUUCUUCUGUUAUUAAUCACAGUCAAGUAUGGAUUGUUGAUACAGGUGUAACAAAUCAUAUGGUCUCUAGCUUGGACAUGAUGGUGGAAGAUUCAGUGUCAAAGCUUGCAGAAGUUAAACUUGUGUAUCUACUAAAUGGUACUACCAUACAAGUAUCUCAUGUUGGUUCAUGUGCUUUAUCAACCAGAAGUCUGGAGCUCUGCAGUGGGAAGGUGAAGGAAGUUGGUAAGGAAGAAGGUGGUUUGUAUCUACUAAUGAAGCACUUCACCAAUAAAAGUGAUUCAAGUCCUGGAAAAGAAGUUGCAUUUACUGUCAAUAAUACAAAGGCAGUAGACAUGGAGUUAUGGCAUCAAAGACUGGGACAUGUGUCUUCUGCAGUUCUUGCAAGGAUGUUGUCUAGUAGUGUACUUAAGUAUGAGACACCUUACGAGAGGCUGUAUGGUCGACAACCAAAAGGAUAUAUUCUCCUUGAUCUAGGUAAAAUAUCAUUUUUUGUAAGUAGAGAUGUGGUUUUUAGAGAGGAUCAGUUCCAUUUUGCUCAGGUGUCUAGUCCUGCUCAAGAGAAGUUAUUCCCAGACUCUCUACAUGAUUCUGCAGCCACUCCUAGUCUAGAUUACAUGUUGUCCCUUCAGUGUCCUACCACUGCAUGCCCUUCUCGAGUUCCACAUGAUGAGACUGAGUUGCCUUUAAGUAAUGUAAUACCUGGUCCUGAGGUGGCUCCUGAUGAAGUAGUAGCAAAUUCUAUUCCUAAUGGUUCUAGGUUGGUUUCUGAGUCUAGAAGAUCCUCUAGACAUAAACAACCUCCAGUUUGGAUGAAAGACUUUGUCUCAUGCCCUCUCAAUAAGGUUGUUCCCCACUCCAUUUGCAACAAUAUAAGCUAUGAUCAUCUCUCAUAUUCCUAUCAGUCUAACAUUGUUGCUACCUCUAUAAUCAAAGAACCUGAACCUACUCUGAAGCUGUGA